AUGCCCGGCAGCGGAUUUCCUGCUCUUUUUAGGGCCGGUCCCCGAGCUGCUCCAGAGCUCUGCAGAGGGAAAAAGGGGAAGCCGCCGCCGCCGCCGCCCUCGGCGCUGCCGCGCUGGGGCCCCGGGUGCCUCCCACCUCGGCCCGCGGCUGCCAGAGGCGGGCGACAAGGAAGCUGGCGCCUUCCGCGCGCGUCCCUCCCCCGAGUCCCUCUGCUCCCCGAGCGCCGUGCGUGCCCGCGAGUUUGCAGCCACCUCGCCGGGGCCGCCGAGUCCUCGCGGAGCUGCAGUGUGCCUGGGGCCGGGGAGCUUGUUUUUCUGAAAAGUUGCUGGAUGAAAAAGGCGCUGAGGCAAGAGAAUCGCCUA
Messenger RNA from Otolemur garnettii (small-eared galago), 363 nucleotides. RefSeq names its product translation initiation factor IF-2-like. The record is from RefSeq and is a predicted model, not a curated record. The transcript has 4 exons. The annotation marks the transcript as partial. Lineage: Eukaryota; Metazoa; Chordata; Mammalia; Primates; Galagidae.